This is a messenger RNA of Myotis lucifugus (little brown bat), 1646 nucleotides long. It is a transcript of the gene NEURL1, whose product is annotated as neuralized E3 ubiquitin protein ligase 1. Gene Ontology annotation, molecular function: ubiquitin protein ligase activity. Gene Ontology annotation, cellular component: postsynaptic density; plasma membrane. Lineage: Eukaryota; Metazoa; Chordata; Mammalia; Chiroptera; Vespertilionidae. The record is from RefSeq and is a predicted model, not a curated record. Gene Ontology annotation, biological process: negative regulation of Notch signaling pathway; nervous system development. The transcript is spliced from 6 exons. The coding region runs from base 1 to 1512 and encodes 503 amino acids.
AUGGCGUUCCGCGGGGUCUGCGCAGUUCUCCAUGCCAGUACCGGGAACGCCACUGGAGUCCCCUCAGGCCGUGAUGCUUGCCUUCGAGGUUACGACCAAGAUUGUUAUAACCAGAUCACCAAGAAGCAGUGCUGCUGGAGUGGGGCGCUGCGCCUGGGCUUCACGAGCAAGGACCCCUCCCGCAUCCACCCUGACUCGCUGCCCAAGUACGCCUGCCCCGACCUGGUCUCCCAGAGCGGCUUCUGGGCCAAGGCGCUGCCCGAGGAAUUUGCCAACGAGGGCAACAUCAUCGCCUUCUGGGUGGACAAGAAGGGCCGUGUGUUUUACCGCAUCAACGACUCGGCUGCCAUGCUCUUCUUCAAUGGGGUCCGCACGGCAGACCCACUCUGGGCCCUGGUGGACGUCUACGGCCUCACGCGGGGUGUCCAGCUGCUUGACAGCGAGCUGGUGCUGCCGGACUGCCUGCGGCCCCGCUCCUUCACCGCCCUGCGGAGGCCGUCGCUGCGGCGCGAGGCCGACGACGCGCGCCUCUCGGUGAGCCUGUGCGACCUCAACGUGCCGGCGGGGGAAGGCGAGGAGGCCCCGCAGGCCGCGGGCUGCCCGAUCCCGCAGAACUCGCUCAACUCGCAGCACAGCCGCGCGCUCCCCGCGCAGCUCGACGGCGACCUGCGCUUCCACCCGCUGCGCGCCGGCGCGCACGUCCGGAUCCUGGACGAGCAGACGGUGGCGCGCCUGGAGCACGGGCGCGACGAGCGCGCGCUCGUCUUCACCAGCCGGCCGGUGCGCGUGGCCGAGACCGUCUUCGUCAAGGUCACGCGCUCCAGCGGCGCCCGGCCGGGCGCGCUCUCCUUUGGCGUCACCACGUGCGACCCCGGCACGCUGCGGCCCGCGGACCUGCCCUUCAGCACGGAGGCCCUGGUGGACCGCAAGGAGUUCUGGGCCGUGUGCCGCGUGCCCGGGCCCCUGCAGAGCGGCGACAUCCUGGGCCUGGUGGUCAACGCCGAGGGCGAGCUGCACCUGAGCCACAACGGCGCCGCCGCGGGCAUGCAGCUGUGCGUGGACGCCUCGCAGCCCCUGUGGAUGCUCUUCGGUCUGCAUGGAGCCAUCGCGCAGAUCCGCCUCCUCGGCUCCACCAUUCUGGCAGAGCGGGGCAUCCCAUCACUUCCCUGCUCCCCCGCCUCCACACCAACCUCGCCCAGUGCCCUGGGCAGCCGCCUCUCUGACCCCUUGCUCAGCACCUGCAGCUCGGGACCUCUGGGGAGCUCUGCUGGCGGGACAGCCCCCAACUCGCCGGUGAGCUUGCCCGAGUCGCCGGUGACCCCAGGCACGGGCCAGUGGAGUGAUGAGUGCACCAUUUGCUAUGAGCACGCAGUGGACACGGUCAUCUACACAUGUGGCCACAUGUGCCUCUGCUAUGCCUGUGGCCUGCGCCUCAAGAAGGCUCUGCACGCCUGCUGCCCCAUCUGCCGCCGCCCCAUCAAGGACAUCAUCAAGACGUACCGGAGCUCCUAGCCCGGCGUGCCCACCCCUCGCGCCGCCUCCUCGGACUGCAGCCCAGCGCCAGCUGAGGGGCAAGCCACGGGGCCCUUCUCCUCUUCCUCAUUUUGGAAACUCUCUUCCCUUCUCCAUUAAACUUGGGAAACUGA